UUAGCAUACGUAUGUAUCCAGUUAGGCUUAAUAUUAUCUCCUAGAAGCAUUUAAAUAUUCAGUAGUAAUUUAUUAAUUCAUUUAUAGUUCGGAUCUACAAUAUUUAAUAUUUGUUUAUGUUAAAAAACAUUUUUCUAUAAGGAUCAGUGAGUGAAAAACGAAACAAUCAACCAUGGAAAUACCUGAACAAUACUCUAUAACUUUAUCACGUGAGCAGAAACUGCACCUGGUGCCAUUCUUUGCGACAUGGCUGAUCUAUUUUGUUCUGUACAUGCCAGUGUGGGGAUAUCCCGCAGAGACGCUUGGCUCUGUAUUUUUUAAAAUUCUUCCGAUUCUUAGUCUGUGCUUCUUCGUAAUAUCUGCAGCCAAUAACUUCAAAGGACUACCAAAGAAAGAUAAUAUUAUUCCCGAAGACCAUCGCGCCAGACAUUUUUUAUUCGCUCUUAUUUUUUCUGCUCUUGGAGACGCUUGCUUAGUAUGGCGGGAAGUGUUGUUUGUACCGGGCUUAUUGUUGUUUGCUGUUGCACAAAUCUUAUAUUUCAAAGGACUUGAUGGCAGUGCAGUAAAGAGCAGAACUAAAGAAUUGUUCAUACUGCUUGGAUUAGACAUAUAUCUGAUAAUACAAAGUGGUAUUGAUUCUUAUGUUCUUUCUGCGUUAGUUGGCAUGUAUUGCGCACUAAUCUUUGCUGUAGCAUGGCGCGCCACGGCACGUUAUGAAUCGGAAGGGAGUAAAGCGGCGUUAACUGGAUGCGCAGGAGCCUUAGUGUUUACAAUUUCUGAUUGUCUUAUAGCUGUAGAUAAAUGGGGAUUUACAGUUCCUUUUGCACCUUCCAUGAUCAUGAGCUCAUACUAUAUAGCUCAACUUUUACUCAGUCUUAGUACGUGCAAGGAACUUAAUUAGGAUAUUUUGCUUGCGAAAAAGAGAAAGCAAUGUUCAAAUGUGCAAUAUUUUCUAUAACAGAAGUUUAUAAUUCUAUUUUGUAAGGUACUUAGUACCUCCACUUCUUUUUAUAAAAUGUCAUGAUCAGCAUCAGUCUGGACAGUUCUAUUAGUAGUAAUUAAAAUAUUUAUAUUGACAGCGAAUGUUCAGUAGUCAUUUUUAUAAUAUUACAUAUAAUGUAUAAUAAAGCUGGAAGUUUUAAUUAUCGAUGGCAAGAUAUCUUCAUUUACAUCUUAAGUUAAUUUUGAAACAUCUUUGUGUUAUGAUAACUUAAUGUCAAUUGAACGUUUUUUGGUAAAUAGAUAUUGAAAUGUUUGAAAAUGAUAUUGUCUAUUGUUAAAGUAAGUGUAACGAAAUAUCAAUGGUUCCUGAAAGGAGGGCGGGUACUGUGGAACAUGAAUCGUGUCAAAUAUUCUCCUGAUUAGUGACGUGCUAAUUAAUACAUGUGUAUUGUAUCUCCUGUAAUAUUAUAUGUAAUUAUUGUAAUAAAUUAUUGUAAGAAAUGCCAAAA
Ruditapes philippinarum (Manila clam) is the source of this 1451-nucleotide messenger RNA. Its product is annotated as lysoplasmalogenase TMEM86A-like. The coding region runs from base 173 to 901 and encodes 242 amino acids. The transcript is spliced from 2 exons. Gene Ontology annotation, cellular component: membrane. The record is from RefSeq and is a predicted model, not a curated record. NCBI's taxonomy places the organism in Eukaryota, Metazoa, Mollusca, Bivalvia, Venerida, Veneridae.